GCGGACCUCGCUGGAGCUAGACACAGUCGGCUCGCGGCGUACCAGAAGCUUUACUUUACGUCAUUCCUUUUUCAGGGACAGCACUGCUGUUGGAACAGGGGCAGCCGCGUCUCGGCUGUUCUAUCACUGGGCAGUAGUGGUUGAGAACCCGUCCGCUCUUCUUCAGCACGCCAUUGUGCUUGGGGUCCUCCCUCAGUCGAUUGGAAAAUCGCCGAAGAGAAUAAAAGUGCGGUGGACGAUGUGAGGAGUUUGGCUGAUGCCUUCUUCGAGACGCGGAGCUAGCGCUAGUCUAGUAAGACAGUGACCCGAUGCUUUAUUUAAAACCUCAGGUGGACGUAGAUGUGAUAUAUGUUGGGUAAAGGAGCAAAGCGGAAGUUGGACGAGGAUGAAGACGGGCUGGAAGGCAAAGCGCUGGCGGGCCUGGCGGACGGGCCGUCCAAGGCGUCGUACACGCUGCAGCGGCAGACCAUCUUCAACAUCUCGCUGAUGAAGCUGUACAGCCAGCGGGCGCCGCCCGAGCCCAGCCUGGAGCGCCGGGUGCUGAUCAACAACAUGCUGCGCCGCAUCCAGGAGGAGCUGCGGCAGGAGGGCGGGCCGCCCCGCCCCCUCUUCUUCCCCGCCUCGCCCCCCCCCGACGACCCCGUGGACGAGGGCUUCCGCGAGGCGCAGCCCGCCUUCGGGGUCCUGGCCCCGCCCCCCCCUCCGCCGCCGCAGGCCCCGCCCCCUCCCGGCCCCGCCCCUCCGGACUCCUGCCUCACCCCCGCCUCCCUGCUGGAGGACGACGUCUCCUUGUUUUGCACUUCCCCGUCCCCCAACCACCCCCACCCGCACCCCCACCCGCACCACGGGGCGGCCCGACUCCCUCCCUCGGCCCCGAAGGACAGCUUCUCCUCGGCCCUGGAGGAGAUCGAGGAGCUGUGCACGACCGUCACGGCGACCAUGACUACUACCUCCCCCCUCGGGGCGACCCCCCACCUGCCCCCGCUCCCCCCCGCGGGGUCGGACUCGAAAGAGCGCGCCAAAAAGCCAGCGGGGCCCGCCGCGCCCUCCGAGGGCCGGCUCGCUAUGGCAACGGCCGAGCCCAGGCCGACAGACUCCGCCCCUCCUGCUCCCUCGCUGCCGCCGUCCAGCGGCCUGGACGCAAGCGGCACCUCCUCCUCCUCCUCGUCCUCCUCGUCCUCCUCGGCCUUCCUCACGGACCUGGCCCUGGACGACAUCCUGUUCGCUGACAUCGACACCUCCAUGUACGACUUCGACGCCUGCACCUCGACCGCGGGGGCGGGGCCCGCCAAAACGGCGCCCGUGGUGACGGCGGACGACCUGGUCAAAACUCUGUCGCCCUACGGGCCCGGCCCGGCCUCGCCCGUCCCCUCCAGCCAGCCCUUCAAAAUGGACCUGGCCGAACUGGACCACAUCAUGGAGGUCCUGGUGGGCUCGUGAUUUUUAAACACAAAAUAAAUAAAUCAAACUUUAUACCAGAACAACAAAAAACUGAAAGUCAGUUCUUUUAUGACUGUUUGUUUUUGUUUUUUUCUACAGUUUUUUUUUUUUUUAAAC
Anguilla anguilla (European eel) is the source of this 1557-nucleotide messenger RNA. Its product is annotated as SERTA domain-containing protein 2-like. Gene Ontology annotation, cellular component: nucleus. Lineage: Eukaryota; Metazoa; Chordata; Actinopteri; Anguilliformes; Anguillidae. The record is from RefSeq and is a predicted model, not a curated record. The transcript has 2 exons. The coding region runs from base 349 to 1440 and encodes 363 amino acids. Gene Ontology annotation, molecular function: transcription regulator activity.